This is a messenger RNA of Gossypium raimondii (Peruvian cotton), 1708 nucleotides long. Its product is annotated as mannan endo-1,4-beta-mannosidase 7. Lineage: Eukaryota; Viridiplantae; Streptophyta; Magnoliopsida; Malvales; Malvaceae. The coding region runs from base 199 to 1503 and encodes 434 amino acids. Gene Ontology annotation, molecular function: hydrolase activity, hydrolyzing O-glycosyl compounds. The record is from RefSeq and is a predicted model, not a curated record. The transcript has 5 exons.
GAAUUAACCUUAGAGGGACAUUGGCAGUUACUGUGGAUAUUUUUACUUGUCAUGAGCUUUUGACAGUUAUAUGAAGACAAAACUGCUUCAACAGCCUCAUCUUCUUUUCUGCAGGUUUUAAACACCACCCUUUCAUCCAUUUCUACUAUACAAAAAUCCCCUUCACUGAGAAAACAGAAACCGAGAGAUUCGCAUAAAAUGAAACUACAUUUGGCUUUGGGUUUUCUUCUUGCUGUUUUGUUCAACCAGAACCUUCUUACUGUCCAUGUUGAAGCAGGGGAUGAUUUUGUAAGAACCCGAAGGGUUCAUUUCUUUUUGAACGGCAACCCUUACUUUGCAAACGGUUUCAAUGCCUACUGGUUGAUGUAUGUGGCCUCUGAUCCUUCUCAGAGGCCCAAAGUCUCAACUGCAUUUCGUGAAGCAGCAGCUCAUGGUCUCACUGUGGCUAGAACUUGGGCUUUCAGUGAUGGUGGUUAUAGACCAUUACAGUAUGCCCCAGGUUCCUACAAUGAACAGAUGUUUAAGGGAUUGGAUUUUGUGAUAGCUGAGGCAAGAAAGUACAGAAUCAAGCUCAUCCUCAGCUUAGCUAAUAACUAUGAAAGCUUUGGAGGAAAGAAACAAUAUGUAAACUGGGCAAGAAGCCAAGGCCAGUACCUUACUUCUGAUGAUGAUUUCUUCAGAAACCCUGUUGUUAAGGGCUACUAUAAGAAUCAUGUAAAGACUGUUCUCAACAGAUAUAAUAGCUUUACUGGAAUGCACUACAAAGAUGACCCAACAAUAAUGGCCUGGGAGCUGAUGAAUGAGCCUAGAUGUACAUCAGAUCCUUCUGGAAGAACUAUUCAGGCCUGGAUAAUGGAAAUGGCUUCUCAUGUUAAAUCCAUAGACAGAAACCACUUGCUGGAAGCUGGUUUAGAAGGAUUUUAUGGACAAUCAACUCCUCAGAAGAAGAGGCUCAAUCCUAGCUUGGAUAUUGGAACAGAUUUCAUUGCAAAUAAUCAGAUUCCUGGCAUUGAUUUUGCCACAGUCCACUCAUACCCUGACCAAUGGUUAUCCAGUUCAAGUGAACAAUAUCAGCUCUCUUUCUUGAACAACUGGCUCGAUGCACACAUCCGAGACGCGAGAAUCAUCCUCCGUAAGCCGAUACUCCUUGCCGAAUUCGGGAAAUCGUGGAAAGACCCUGGUUUCAACAUUUACCAGAGGGACCAACUGUUCAACAUCGUCUACAACAAAAUAUACUGGUCGGCUAAAACAGGAGGACCGGCAUCUGGUGGGCUGUUUUGGCAACUUCUAGCCGGAGGAAUGGAGUCUUUCAGGGAUGGAUAUGAGAUAAUAUUGAGUGAGAGGUCGUCAACAGCUAAUGUGAUUGCCCAACAAUCUCACAAGCUGGACCAAAUCCGUAAGAUAUUUACUCGAAGGAGAAAUGUGCAGCGAUGGAAGAGGGCAAGGGCCAAGAGAAGGGGUGGAUGGCAUGGUAGAAACAGGGGCGGGCACAUUGGAAACUGAAAAAAAAAUGCAGCAUUUUUACUAUUGAACUGCAGUACUGGUUUGCUUCAAGUUUGUGAGGGUUAUGGAAAAGGGUUUACUCUCUUAGUGAUGAAUGGUUUGUUCCUCCAGGAGAGUAGACUUUAGAGCUAAGCAUUGGGUAUUGUAAUUUGCGUUUCAUCAUAUAUACCAGGUCUUACUAUAUAGAACACACGAUUUGAAAAUA